Molecule: messenger RNA, 1572 nt
Organism: Diaporthe batatas
Lineage: Eukaryota; Fungi; Ascomycota; Sordariomycetes; Diaporthales; Diaporthaceae
Exons: 2
Coding region: 1-1572 (523 amino acids)
Biological process (GO): proteolysis
Molecular function (GO): serine-type endopeptidase activity; tripeptidyl-peptidase activity
Source: RefSeq, a predicted model, not a curated record
AUGCUGUCUGCACUGUUCGGCGUAGCACUCGUUUUCUUCGUAACACCCAGUCUGGCACUGGACUAUACCCUGGUCCAAGUCGAGCAUCUCAGAUCCGCACCAUCGCCGUGGGCGAUCUCCCGUCCAGCCGACCCAGGACAACGGUUCCAGCUGUCGAUCGCCCUUGACCGGAGCAGACAUGUCGAGGACAAGCUCUACGCCGUGUCCACGCCUGGCCAUGAGAGCUACCGCAAGCAUCUCACCAGGGCUGAGGCUCAGGCUAUGCUGAGCCCCGAUAGCGAGACGGCUGCGAAGGUGAAGGCUUGGCUCGUGGGCAACGAUAUCGAUCCUUCUGAUAUCAGGGACGACAAGCACUGGAUUCGGGUGACAGCCACUGUAGAGAAGGCCAAUCGCAUGCUGGACUCCGACUUUGCCUGGUACAAACAUAUGGGUAGUGGCAAAGAGGUGCUGAGGACGCUGAGAUACUCUCUUCCGCAAGAGAUGCGAUCCGAUAUCUCGCUCAUCACCCCUACCACUCGCUUCUGUUCGCACCCGAUGAUGCACCAGCCCAUGACACCCCAAGCCUCUGAGGAUGCGACCGACACUCUGCCUCCUGAUGAACUUCGCAGGCUCAAGACGAGAGGCUUUGCCGGCACGAAACAGCGCGUGGCCCAAUUGGAAGCUGCCGCUCAGGUCGACCCAUCAUGUAACACCACAAUCACACCCGCCUGCGUGCGUGCUCUGUACAAUAUGCCGUCGAACCUGACGGUCAGCAAGGCACGAGGUCUGGGCGUGUACGCCUCCCAGAACCAGGUCCCCAAGUUCGCCGACUUCGCGCUCUUUGUGAAAAAUGUCGACCCGACCUCACCGCCGACCAACUUCUCGUUCCUGAGCAUUAACAACGCGACCACCGACCAGAACCAGAACCAGGACAGCAACCAGGAGCUCCAGUUCGACGUCCAAUACACAGCCACGCUGUCCAGCCCCGUGCCCAACAUCGUGACGGCCGUGACGGGCGACGGGCCCAUCCAGCCGGAGCUGGGCAACGUGCCGGGGGACUCGACGGAGCCAUGGCUCAUCUGGCUGGACGCCAUGCUCGCCCUGCCCGACGACCAGCUGCCCCACACCAUCACGACCUCGUUCGGCGAGAACGAGCAGUCCCUGCCCGACGGGUACGUGCAGCAGAUCUGCAACCAGUUCGGCGCGCUGGGCGCCAGGGGCGUCACCAUGUUCGCCGCGAGCGGCGACAGCGGGCCGGGCAACGCGUGCGUGUCCAACGACGGCAAGAACAGCACCAAGUUCGACGCCGUCUUCCCCGGCACCUGCCCCUUCGUGACCGCCGUCGGCGGCACGCGCGGGACCAACCCCGAGCGAGCCCUGUCCUUCUCGUCCGGGGGCUUCUCGGAGCGCUUCGCCAGGCCCGCGUACCAGGACCAGGCCGUCCCGGCGUACCUGAACGGCACCAUCGGGAACCAGUUCCAGGGCCUCUUCAACCCCUCCGGCCGCGGGUUCCCCGACGUCAGCGCGCAGAGCUUCAACGCAACCUUUGCUGACCAGGGGGCCGUCCUGGUCGGGUUUGCUGGUACAAGCUGA